Messenger RNA from Saccostrea cuccullata (small rock oyster), 771 nucleotides. RefSeq lists its product as uncharacterized. The coding region runs from base 13 to 729 and encodes 238 amino acids. The record is from RefSeq and is a predicted model, not a curated record. Lineage: Eukaryota; Metazoa; Mollusca; Bivalvia; Ostreida; Ostreidae. The transcript has 6 exons.
AAACAGGACGAGAUGACUGAGCAGAGCAUCCGAGAUAUCUACCAUCAGGAGAUGAUGUCAUUUAAGGAGGGCCUUGAUCAAGAACAUCAACAACAGUUGGAGAGGAUCUUACAAGGGGUGGGGGAACAGAUCAGCCAGAAACUGACAGACCAACAGACAAAGUACCAGGAAGAGUUUAACCUGCAGUUACAGGCCAUGAGACUGACCUUGGAACAGAUCUAUCAAGGUCAGAUGGAGGUCAUGACCUCAGAACAGGAACAACGCCACCUAGCGGCUCUACAUGAACUAAGGGAUUCACUGAACAAGGAGCACUCUGAGGAGAUGAGCAGAGUCGAGUCGGAAUGGACAAGUCGGAUGUCAGAACUGGAGCGUGAGCAUGAGGAUGAACUCAAUGAUUCCCUAAUGGAGGACUCACUAAGUUCCGAGAUGGCCAAGUCUAACCUUCUUCAUAAACUCAACAAAAAACUGAGUGAGGAACACAAACGGUUACUGAUGAAAAUCUCGGAAGGUUUGGAGAGACACGGCCCACGACUGCGAUCUCCCCGGAAAUCUCGUCAGACUCAGGGCCAGCAGACGGACUCAGAGGACGGCGAGACGGACAGCAUCCGAUCACUUCCUGUCACAGGGCUAGAAUUCUCACAUCUCGACGAACGCGAGAAAGUCCUCAGUAACGCAAAGGGUAUGUUGUUUAUGUUGUUUAUGUAUCACAAUAUACUUUGGAAUGAUUAGAUUUAAUGGUCGCUCAAUAUUCGUAGAAUUUGUAGGUACCUC